GACGGCACGGGACGGGGCUGCUGCCCCUCAGAGGCCGCGCAACUCAGCCGGCUGCGGCCAUGGCUUUCGGGAAGGUUCCGAAGGAUCCUUUCGGCACCGCCGUGGGCAGCCUGGUGGAGCGGGCGACGUUCGGAUCGCUGCAGACGGAGGAGUGGGGACAGUUCAUGCACAUCUGCGACGUGAUCAACGCGACGGAGGAAGGGCCUAAAGAUGCUGUCAAAGCACUAAAGAAAAAGCUUUCAAAAAACUGUAACCAUAAGGAGAUCAGGCUUACCCUGUCUCUGCUUGACAUGUGCAUAGAGAACUGUGGCCCGAGAUUCCAGUCUCUAGUUGUGAAGAAAGAUUUCUGUAAAGACAAGCUGGUGAAACUACUGAAUCCAAGGUACAAUCUGCCAAUUGACAUGCAGGAGAAAAUUCUGACCUUUAUCAUGACGUGGGCCCAAGGGUUCCAGGGAAUGGUGGAUGUGAGUGAAGUGAAAGAAGUUUAUCUAGAAUUGCUGAAGAAAGGAGUGGAGUUUCCAUCUUCUGACACCUGCAGAAGGGGACCUAAGACUUCAUCCCAGCCUUCUACAAAGUCAUCACCAUCUUCUGCUAAUCCUGGAAAAUGUUCUUUACUGCCUCUUCCCACUGGCCCAACAUUGUUGUUGACUCCUGAGCAGAUUGGGAAACUGUACAGUGAACUGGAUAUGGCAAAAAUGAAUGUGAGAGUCAUGUCUUCCAUAUUAAGAGAAAAUGUUCCUGGCUCUGAAAAUCCUGAUGAUAUGAAUCUUCUACAGAAAUUGUAUAAGACCUGUCGGAUGAUGCAGGAGAGGAUCAUGGAGUUGUUGGUGGCAGUGGAGAAUGAAGAUGUGAUAGUGGAAUUAAUACAAGUAAAUGAAGAUCUGAAUAAUGUCCUCCUGGGACAUGAAAGGUUCUCUCGAAACAGAGUUCGGUUUUUGGAGAACCAGAGAAUCCAACGGGAACGCACAGAGCUGUACAGGAAACAGCCAUCUGCUCCCUCCAGUGAUCUACUUGACCUCUCAGUGGAUGCUGCAUCCCCUGUGCCAGCCCUGAUGCAAACUGACUCUGCAGUGUCUCCCUCAGGCCUCAAUUGCCUCUCUGCACACCCUGAAGAUGAGAACAGGCACCAUCCAUCAAUUUAUCCACAGAUAGAAUUAGCAACUGCUGCAAAAGCUCAGCAAUUCCCAUUUGCAACUGAAGCACAAAACAAUAGCGUAAGCAGCCCAGCUGGACACACAUAUAGCAAUCUGGCAACUCCUUUAAGCCCAGUGCCUCUGAACCCAGUAAAUCUGCAGGCUGGACAUCCUACAUCAUUAAAUGGAUCAUCCCCAGCAGCUGCAUCAAAGAACAAGCCACAGUCACCUCAUUACUAUGAGGUAAUGGAAUUUGAUCCUCUGGCUCCCACUGAAGCUAUUUAUGAAGAAAUUGAUGUUGUGCUGAAGACAGAAGUUAAGUAGAAUACAGAAUGCUGAAGGUGGAGGUGAAGUCUUUUACUGGACACACAUUAUUUUCUGAUGCUGGUUCUGCAUGGUGCUUCCUGUCCUGUACAAGUGAAUAACAACAGGUUUUAGAUUUGGACACAGUAGAUGAGUAUUGGAAUGCUAAGCUGUGAUGAAGUUUGAGUUACUUGGAUCUGCACCUUGAUAAUUUGUUUUAAAUGUUCAACAGUGGAUUCCUCAAGGUGACUAACAUGAUUGUUUUCAAGUAUUUUUGAGGCCUUUAAAAUAUGAUUUCUAAUAUGUAGUUAUACUUGAUACAUGUCUGAAGAGACAGUGUUACUUUCCUGCAGUCAUUUUCUGAAUAUGGAUUUUUUUUCUUCCUAAAAGCCUGCAAUAUAGUUGUAUUUCUGUCUUGGAAAGUAUCAGAGCUGGGACAUGAGGUGCUCUCAUCCAUGGUUAACAGAACAGAAAAAAACCUGUUUAUUCCUACACUGUUGCUUUUCUUUACUCAGUAAAUAUUGGAGGGGAAUCGAUCAUUUCUUUCCAUGUUCCUGACCUGCAGAUUGCUGUUCUGGUGAAGGAAAAAAUAAUCAUCUACAAUGCAGAUGAGCAAUAGUUACCCAUUUAUUUUACUCAAGGUAUUUAACUCUGUUAAUAAUAGUUUUAUCUUUAAAUAAUUAAAGUGCCUUAUCUAUUUGAAUGCUGAAUGUAAAAUGUGCACUUUAACGAGUACAGUACUCUGAACUUAUAAUUCACAUAAAGUUUGAGCACUUAGUUCACAUUCAUGGCUGAUAUGCUAUUUUUUGUGAAAUACUGCAUUUUAAGUGUUCAUUGUGGUAACUCUUUAAGUGAUACAAAGUUCUCAGUUGGUUAUGCAAUUUUUGUAG
This is a messenger RNA of Calypte anna (Anna's hummingbird), 2326 nucleotides long. RefSeq names its product target of myb1 like 1 membrane trafficking protein (gene TOM1L1). The record is from RefSeq and is a predicted model, not a curated record. Gene Ontology annotation, cellular component: endosome; membrane. The coding region runs from base 60 to 1457 and encodes 465 amino acids. Gene Ontology annotation, molecular function: clathrin binding; phosphatidylinositol binding; ubiquitin binding. Lineage: Eukaryota; Metazoa; Chordata; Aves; Apodiformes; Trochilidae. The transcript is spliced from 15 exons. Gene Ontology annotation, biological process: signal transduction.